AUGCACAGCAAGCAGAGCGAAAACAUCAUGAAGGGGCUGCUUCUCGCACACAGGCAAGGCCUGGACAUGGAAAUUGCCACGAAGAGCUUUUGGGUGCCGAUGCUUUGCCAGAAAGGAAUGCUGAUCAGUGUCAACAAGCAGUUUUACAUCUGCUUGGGCCCGACGCCCGCAGUUUUGCCAUUGCAAGAGAUUGGCUUUGCAUUCAAUGGCCCCCUGCCAGCCGAAGACCUGGACGAGAGCCAGGUCCCGAUCGACAGUGGCAAGACACAACCGGUGCAGACACUCCUCCUGAAGCUCUCGGUUCGGUGCUUCAAGUACUCGCUUCACGUGGCAGUCGGCUCCUGGACCGAAGAGCUGGACUGCAACGUGCUUCUUCGCAGAGCCAUGCAGUCCGUGCCUUUGAUCGUGCGGCUUGUGGAAACCGGCGAGGUGAUCAAGCUGACUGCAGAGUGCUUGAGCCAGGCUCUGGAGGCCUACGGUGCCAAUGUUCGCAAAAACACGACGAAGACCCAGAAGAUCAGGGCAAUUUGCAAACUUGGCAUCGUUCAGCAGCACGUGAGCCAGGCCUGUGUGGAGACGGUCUUGCAGACUUGCCAAGAUUUGGACGAGAAGAGACGCAAAAGGACUGGAUCCAAGUCCCAGCAAGAGGAUGACGGCAACUCAGAUGAAGAUGAGCUGGACGAGGUGCAAGACUUGCUCAUCGAGAGGGAUCCAGCAUGGGCGGCUGCUGAGGAUUUGCUGGACAAGCUCGAGCAGACCCAUGAAGAGAAGCAGCGAGAUGCUGAUCAGACAUCUGGCGCCGAGAUGCCAGUGGAGGCAUCAGCAGCGACGAGCAGCGAGGAUCCGGGAGCUGGGAUGGCUGCAGCCAGGGAAGAGAAGAGCCGCCGCCUUCUCGUGACCACACGCACGAUCCCGCAGUUCUUGAAGGAAAGGUUUGCUGCAUUGGAGAACGUUGCGAUGACACACCAGGUCACCAAAGACAAGACUCUGCCGCACUUCCAAGCAAGGUUGCUCAGCGGCACCCACGCGGGGAAGAUUCUCGGCAUCACUUUGGAAGCGAGUUUAUCUCGUGGUCGGGUUUAUUGUGCCCCCAAGCAAUCGACCAGGGGGUCUUGCGCUGCCAGCUACAACCCGGACAUCCAAAGCCGCGAGAUCAAUGAAUCCAUCAAGCGUGGAGCACAGCUGCCACCCAAAGAAAGGAGCCAAGCGCAGGCAUAUUACAUAUGCUGGUGCUGGGGCAAGGAGGCCGAUGAUGCUUUAAACUCCGCGAAGAGACGGAGAGUGGCCUAG
This is a messenger RNA of Symbiodinium sp. CCMP2456, 1290 nucleotides long. Lineage: Eukaryota; Dinophyceae; Suessiales; Symbiodiniaceae. The record is from the annotation of a GenBank genome assembly.